AUGGCGCAAGCCGCCAAGCAGCUCCGCAAAACCAAGGACCUCGCGGAGGCCGCCGCCCAGGAGCAGAGGGAGAAGGAGGAGGAAAAGAUAAAAAAGAGGAAUCGAUCCAGGGAUCGCAGACGCAAGGCCGAUGCAGCCACCAGCUUUCUACGUGCAGCUCGUUCAGGCAACCUGGACAAGGCUCUGGAUCACAUCAAGAAUGGAAUUGAUAUCAACACCUCUAAUCAAAACGGCCUCAACGGUUUACAUUUGGCCUCUAAAGAAGGUCAUGUCAAAAUGGUCCUGGAGUUGCUACAUGCUGGCAUUGAACUGGAAGCAACCACAAAGAAAGGGAACACAGCUCUCCAUAUCGCAGCGCUGGCAGGGCAGGAGAAAGUGGUGGCUGAGCUUGUCAACUAUGGUGCCAACGUUAAUGCCCAGUCACAUAAAGGCUUCAGUCCGCUCUAUAUGGCAGCACAAGAGAACCAUCUAGAGGUGGUCAAGUUCCUGCUCGAGAAUGGUGCCAAUCAGAGUCUCCCAACUGAGGAUGGUUUCACACCCCUUGCAGUGGCCCUCCAGCAGGGCCAUGAAAACGUGGUGGCACUGCUCAUCAACUAUGGUACGAAGGGCAAGGUCCGCCUCCCCGCGUUGCACAUCGCCGCACGCAAUGACGACACACGCACCGCCGCAGUCCUCCUGCAGAAUGACCCUAACCCUGACGUACUUAGCAAGACUGGUUUCACACCUCUCCAUAUUGCAGCUCACUAUGAAAAUAUGAGUGUAGCACAGCUGCUGCUGAACAGAGGAGCCAAUGUAAACUUCACCCCCAAGAAUGGCAUCACACCCCUUCAUAUAGCCUCAAGAAGGGGCAAUGUGAUGAUGGUCAGACUACUGCUGGACAGAGGAGCACAGAUAGAUGCCAGAACUAAGGACGAGCUGACUCCUCUCCACUGUGCAGCCAGGAAUGGUCAUGUCCGCAUUAUUGAAAUCCUGCUGGAACAUGGUGCUCCCAUCCAGGCUAAAACCAAGAACGGUCUGUCCCCAAUCCACAUGGCAGCUCAGGGGGAUCACAUGGACUGUGUCCGACAGCUACUGCAAUACAACGCUGAGAUUGACGAUAUUACACUGGAUCAUCUAACCCCGCUUCAUGUAGCAGCCCACUGUGGUCACCAUCGCAUGGCCAAAGUUUUACUGGACAAAGGAGCAAAAGCCAAUGCUCGUGCUCUGAAUGGCUUCACACCUCUUCACAUUGCUUGCAAGAAGAACCACAUGCGCUCCAUGGACCUGCUGCUAAAGCACUCGGCUUCAUUAGAAGCUGUCACAGAGUCUGGUCUCACUCCUCUUCAUGUAGCAGCAUUUAUGGGCCAUCUUAACAUAGUGAAGAACCUGCUCCAAAGAGGGGCUUCACCCAAUGCUUCCAAUGUGAAAGUGGAGACUCCUCUCCAUAUGGCCUCCAGAGCAGGGCACUGUGAAGUCGCUCAGUUCCUUCUACAGAAUGCAGCACAAGUGGACGCCAAGGCUAAAGAUGACCAGACGCCCCUACACUGUGCGGCUCGUAUGGGCCACAAGGAGCUCGUCAAGUUGCUUCUGGAGCACAAGGCUAACCCUGACUCCGCUACAACUGCAGGUCACACACCCUUACACAUCGCUGCACGUGAGGGACAUGCCCACACCAUUCGAAUACUGCUGGAUGCUGGAGCACAACAAGUCAAGAUGACAAAGAAAGGUUUUACACCCCUUCAUGUAGCUUCUAAAUAUGGAAAAGUGGAUGUGGCAGAGCUCCUUCUGGAAAGAGGAGCCAACCCUAAUGCAGCAGGGAAGAACGGUCUGACACCCCUUCAUGUGGCCGUCCAUCACAACAACCUGGAUGUUGUUAAACUCCUGGUCAGCAAAGGAGGAUCUGCACACAGCACUGCCCGAAAUGGUUACACUCCUCUGCAUAUAGCGGCCAAGCAGAACCAGAUGGAGGUGGCAAGCUGUCUGCUUCAGAAUGGGGCAUCGCCGAACGCUGAAUCCCUCCAAGGCAUCACGCCCCUACACCUGGCUUCACAGGAAGGAAGACCAGACAUAGUGGCCCUGCUCAUCGCCAAACAGGCUAACGUAAAUCUAGGAAACAAGAAUGGACUGACGCCUCUGCAUCUUGUAGCUCAGGAAGGUCAUGUGGGCAUCGCUGACACACUGGUCAAACAGGGGGCAUCUGUUUACGCUGCAUCACGGAUGGGCUACACACCCCUUCAUGUGGCCUGUCACUAUGGCAACAUCAAGAUGGUGAAGUUCCUUCUGCAGCAGCAGGCUCAUGUGAAUGCAAAGACGAGGAUGGGCUACACCCCUCUGCACCAGGCAGCUCAACAGGGCCACACAGAUAUCGUCACCCUAUUGCUGAAACAUGGAGCGCAGCCCAAUGAAAUAACUUCAAAUGGGACAUCUCCCCUGGGCAUUGCUAAGCGCCUGGGUUACAUCUCUGUCAUUGAUGUGCUGAAGCUGGUUACCGAGGAGUCUGUUUCCACGAUCACAACAGAAAAACAUCGAAUGAGCUUUCCUGAGACAGUGGAUGAGAUUCUGGAUGUUUCGGAAGAUGAAGGGGUUGCCCAGCUAACGUUAGGAGAUGAGUUGCUUGGGAUGGAUGGAGCACGUUAUUUAAAACUUGAUGACUUCAAGGACCAGGAUGAUGACUUUCUUUCCCCAAAGAAGACCCUCAGAGACUUUGAGGGUGGUAUGGGUACCACGCCGUAUUCUCCUGCUAUUCCCCGCAUCCCCUGUGUGUCACCAGAGACAGUUCAGCUAGACCAGCACACUCCUAUUCCUUUGCCAAAAGAGUAUGACGAAGACUCGCUCAUCCCAAGCAGUCCAGCUACCGAGACUUCAGACAAUGUCAGUCCUGUAGCCAGCCCCAUUCACACAGGCUUCCUGGUGAGUUUCAUGGUGGAUGCUCGUGGAGGCUCCAUGCGAGGGAGCAGACACCAUGGCCUGAGGGUGAUCAUCCCACCUCGGACCUGCGCUGCACCAACCCGCAUCACCUGUCGGCUCGUUAAACCCCAGAAACUGACCACACCUCCUCCAUUAGUGGAGGGGGAGGGGCUUGCAAGCAGGAUUAUCUCCCUGGGACCAUCCAGUAUGCAAUUCCUUGGACCUGUGAUAGUGGAAAUCCCUCACUUUGCUUCAUUGGGCCAUGGUGACCGAGAGCUUGUGGUCCUUCGCAGUGAAAAUGGUUCAGUCUGGAAGGAACAUCGCAAUCGUUAUGGCGAUGAAGUGUUGGAAACUAUUCUGAAUGGCAUGGAUGAAGAGCUGGAGAGUCAAGAGGAGCUGGAGAAGAAGAGAAUCCGUCGAAUCAUCUCCACCGACUUCCCUCUCUACUUUGCAGUAGUCUCCCGCAUUCAACAGGAAAGUGAUCUCAUUGGUCCAGAGGGCGGCCGGCUGACCAGCAAGCUGGUUCCCCAUGUCGAGGCCAUCUUCCCAGAGACUGCUGUCACCAAGCGAGUGAGGUUGGGACUGCAGGCACAACCAAUCCCUGAUGAACUACUGACUAGGCAGCUUGGUAACCAGGCAACCUUCAGCCCAGUGGUUACCAUCGAACCACGUCGGCGCAAAUUUCACCGUCCAAUUGGACUGCGCAUUCCUUUGCCACCAUCCUGGAGGGAGAGUCCUCGUGAUGCUGGAGAGGGAGAUACCACUAGUUUGCGCCUCCUCUGCAGUGUAAUAGGUGGAACAGCACCAGCUCAGUGGGAGGACAUCACUGGAACCACCAAGCUGAUGUACGCCAACAACUGUGCCAGUUUUACCACCAACGUGUCUGCAAGAUUCUGGCUGGCAGACUGUCCACGUACAGCCGAGGCGGUUACCUUUGCCAACUUGCUGUACCGGGAGCUGAUGGCUGUUCCAUACAUGGCCAAGUUUGUUAUUUUUGCCAAAAUGAAUGAAGCACGUGAAGGACGCUUGCGUUGUUAUUGCAUGACAGAUGACAAGAUGGACAAAACUUUGGAACUGCAUGAAAACUUCACAGAAGUGGCCCGCAGUCGAGAUAUUGAGCUUAUGGAGGGCAUGCCACUGCACCUGGAGUGUUCUGGGAACCUAGUACCCAUUCGGAAGGCCACUCAGCAGCCUCGUAGCUUCAGCUUCCAGGCCUUCAGAGAUAACAGAUUGCCUGUUUCUGUCAAGGUCAGAGAUAGCAACAAGGAUGCCACUGGGUUUUUGUCUUUUCUGCGGAAGUGCACCAAGUAUGAGGACGCACAGCAUGUACUGUGUAAUCUGAACAUUACCAUGCCACCUUGUGUCAAGGUUGUUGGAAGUGAAGAGCGCAGACGAACUUUAACCCCUCUGGCCUUGAGAGAGCGCUACAGUGCGAUGAACGAGCCUGGUUUGGCCACAGUGAAUGCCAUGGAGAGGACUGAGAUCAAAAUCAAUAUUAUAUCUGAACAGCUGGGUUUGAGCUGGGCAGAGUUGGCACGAGAGCUUCAGUUUGGUGUUGACGACAUUAACAGGAUCCGUGUGGAGAAUCCAAACUCUCUGCUGGACCAGAGCUCUGCCCUGCUCAACCUGUGGGCCAGUAGAGAAGGCAAAAGGGCCAAGAUGGAGAGCCUGUAUGCUGCGCUAAGGAACAUUGACCGUGCAGACAUUGUCACCUCCCUGGAAGGCCAGGCUCAGCAGCCAGGACCUGGGUCUUCAGAGGAGGGAGCCUGUCGUCUUGGUGACCGUGACUCCACCUUGCUGUCUCCCAGUGUCAUUAAUGGUUAUGGGCUGGUGCAGGAGGAGCUUCUGUCCCCGGCCUCUAUGCAGUACAGCUUGCCCUCUCCACUGGGUGUGGAGCCCUACUGGCAGGAAGUCUCCAGCCUGGAGUGUGCGCCAAUUGCCACCACCGAGGAAGACACUUUAAUGGAGAUGUCGGACGUUCAGGUGUGGCCAGCAGGGGUCAGCCCCUCACUGGUCACUGUGGAGGACUCAUCGCUAGAGGGCAGCAGCCGAGCUGAUGACUCAGAAGGUGCUACACUCUCCUUACCCUGCAGCUUGGGCCGCCCAAGCAGUGGAGCCAGUGGAGCCAGCGGUUCCAUCAUGGAGCUGGAAGAAGAGGAGGAGGAGGAGGAGGAGGAAGGGGAGGUUGAAGAGGAGGAGGCGCCACAGGAGCCAGCUAGUGCACUGGCAGAAAGGGACAGGGUGAGGGCGAGUGGCGCCGUUCCCAAGGUCAAUCUAAACGGGCAGCUGGGAGGUCAGAGGUCGGGUGCGAGGAGAGGGGAGGCUGGAGCGAUGGGAGAGGGAACUAAAGGAGGAGUUGGAGGUGCAGGGCUGGGCUCAGUGGAAGGGAUUUCUCUUGUUGCAGGCCAGCAGGGGUACGCCCAGCGGAGCGAGAUGAUGGGUCUUAGUCGACCCUCAGAGCACAACGGAGACAACCGGAUGGUUGGAGGCGGAGCAUUUCAACCUUACUUACCAGACAAGGACUCCCUGCAGGGCUGGGUGGGCUCAGUGUCAUCGGGACGUGACGGCAGCGUCCCAGGCUUGCACGUGGCCCAGGAGGCCCUGCUGACUCCGAGAGAAGAAAAGGACUAUUCAGCUGAGAUGCAGUAUGUUGAAGAACAUGGAAAUGCUCUUGCUAGAAGGGUGGGGGUGGAUGUGAGAAAGGGCGCUCAGUCAGUGCAGCGCACCAGUCUGCGGAGACUUAAACACUGAAAUACACAUACUACCCAGUCCUUCAGGACCGGAAAGUCACUGCCAAACCAUCCUCCACAAAAACCCGAUCAGACCGCAGAGGAAAAUGAACAGAGACAAAAGAAAGACAAGGACAAACAUGACAAAGUGAAUCAUUCUCAGCCUGUGACCAUUGAGCACCACACAACUGAAGAGGAGAGAGAGGGGGAAAAAAAGGAGUUCAACUUGUAGUUUUAUAAUAUUUGUAAAGAAAAUAUCAACUAAAGCAUGAAGAUUCUUUUUUUUUACAAAAAACCAUAAAUGUUAGUAAAAUGACUAAGAAAAAAAAGCAACAAAGUGCUUCCUGUGAACUGUAAUCGCAUGAUGACUGCUGGUGCAUGCCCUUUGACCUUUUGAACUGUCAUUAUCUACAAACUGAAGGGGUACAAGGUACGGGGGCUGGCCCAUGUCUGGGUCUCAGGCCUUUUUUUAAGGACCUUAUUCCCCUCAACUGGAGUGUUUGAGUUGAGUUCAAUAACACUGCAGCCAAAAAAAGUCCCAUAAAGGACGGUUGUGUAUUCAGCGAGGCCUCCGCUGAGCCUACCAAUGCUUCUUUCACUGGACCCCUUUUCCUCUAUUAUUCUCAAUGUGAUAUAUGCACUCUAUGCUACGUGGACAUGUGUCGGUGUGUGUAUGUGUGUGUGCGCGUGUAAAUUUCUCUACCGCAUGUGUUUUUUGCUUCUGGCUUGGCGCUGAGCCCUGCUCCAUGAUUGGCUUGUUGUCUCUGUGAUGUCACAGCGUACUCAGCGCUGAUAUGAGAAAGCCGCUCGUGAGUUCUUGUCUAUGUGUUCUGCUGUUCUUGUUUUUUUUUGUUUGUUUUUUUCUUUGCGGACAAGCUCGAUUACUGUUAUUUCUUCUUUUGUAACCAAUUCACUUUGGUUCUCAGCAUCGGUAGCGAACUGAACCUCUACCACCCCCUCAUGUUUUCAGGGGAAAUGUGUUUUCAAGACAACAGGAAUGUUUUCUAUGGAAAAGGGUGUGUUGCUUGAUAGCAUUGCACAGCAGCUCUGCUCACAAAUCUUGACUUUUUCUUUCGCCUUUAUAUUUUUCUUUGUUUUGUUUUUGUCUUUUUCAGUAGCAAAUUUUCAUCUUGAGCCACUAUCUUUAUUAGUAGCCCUUGUCUAUAUGCAGUAAAAAAAAAAAAAAAACAGGCCUCUUCCAUCAGAUAAAAACUUCCCUGCUCCCUCUUUUAUCUGUUUGCAUUGGCUGCAAAGCCUCACUGUCAGAUUUUAGCCAUUCAUUCCACUCUUAUAAAACAAGAUGGAGACAGCAUGGAGGAUCUGAGUCUUACGAGGAUAUUUCAAGGAUUUCUAGCAAGUGUAAAGUAGCAUCAUGCUACAACAGCAUGUGAUCGUAACAGGAACUGUGCAACAAGGACAAACAGGUAGCACUGUGAUUGUCUUAUUAACACUGACCCCAGACUCGUGAACUGUCUAAACAAACAUUCACAUACCAUACAAGCAAAAGCACACACACAUAUAUAUGAGCAUGUGGUUGUCAGACUGUCAGAUAGUUUUGCCACAGCAAUAAUAACUAACAAAAACAGGAGAUGGAAGCUGGGGCUUUUGAAGAAAGUUGUUGAAGAUGAAACUCCUCAAUGAAGACAGAGACUCCAUCUGGAUGCAGCAGCUAAGUUUGGCAUCGCGGCAGCACUGCAUCCAAGUGAUUCCAUCAACCUUGACGUGAACGAGUCAGAAAGGACACACUGAUGCAAGAUGAGAUGACUCAGCUGUAGCAGUGUGGGGCUGUGGAGGCCUGAGAGGGUUUUAGUUUUCUUUUCUUUCAGCACCAAACGUAGCAAAAUGUAAACCAGGAUAUAUGUUUAUUUAAUACUCUACUAUCUGUUAAGUUUGCUGCUGCCCUGAGGUGGAAUCCACCGACAUUUAUUUUCACUUUCUCUGAGUUUUAAAAGCUGUUAGUGUUUCGCACAUUUCAAAAACUGGCAUUACUGUAAAUCACCUAAUGUUCAACACACUUUAUGCAGAAACCUGAUGGCAGCACUUUGUAGAGGUUGUACCAUAGUAGCACACAUUUCCUGAACAUCCAAACUCUAUUUAUCCCAUAAGUACUGUAAAUAGUACUGUAGCCUGAAUGAGUGCGACACAGAAUGAAUGAACACAUCAGUUAUAUGUUACACAAAUGCACAUUUUUCAUGCCGUUUGUGCACGAGAACCUCAUCUAAUAAUAGCACAUGUUUCUUAACAUAUCACAUGUCCCACUCAGGAUUUCAGUUCUGCUUUGUCAGAAUCAAAAUGUUUUUUUUAAGUUCUGAGUCGUUCUCUAGUAGAAGAGCAUGUUUCACGACCAGAGUGCUAUGGAAGGGGCUGUGAGGGCUGCAGAUGGAACGCAUAGUGGUUUUGGUGGAUGUGUGAAACAGGGUGCUUUGUGUAUAAAUGUGUGUGUUUCUGUGGAUUAGUUCUUUAACUAAGAUUAAACCAAAUAAUAAUAAUAAUAAUAACAAUGAAACAGCAGUGUUAAGUGUGUCAGAAACUUCCUCCUGUUUGGUGCUAAGCUUCUGAGUUGACACUGAAUUUAUCCCGAUUAUAUUUUUGUGUGAAGCACAGACAUGAUAGUUUUAUCUUAUGAAUGUUAAAUGAGUGUCCUUACUUGUUGGAGGUUUCACAGAGCUUAUUGAAAAGUUUGAUUUAAAAUAUUUUGCUGGAUACCUAAAAUCUCACCAAAUCAGGUGGAAGCCGAGUUGUUGAUCUGGCUGAUUAGUCCAAAAGAAAAUUCCUCUCAUUGUCUUUUUCUAAACUUUUUUUUUCUUGACCUUAUUGGAAAAUAUCACAAGGUUAUGGGAGGUGAUUGGAAAACAUCAGAAGAACUGAUCUAUGAUGAGAAUCCAACCACAGUUACGUUCUGUUGUGAUAAGAGUCUGCAGCACUGAAACUACAGAUGCACCAUAAAUGGACAGAAAGUGCUUUAGACACUUCAGCUAAUGCAAUUUUAUCAUACUGUCACACAGAUGCUAUAUAUUAAAUUACUAUGUUAAGACACAAAAUAAAAUAUUACUGUUUUACCAGAUUAGUGAUUCAGGGGAGGAAAGAAAAAGGCACAAAAGUGACACGUUAUCCAUCUCUGUUCAGACUCACCAUCCUGAUAUUUAUCUACAUAAAUCACAGUUAGCUGAACUUAAUCCAGCAUCACUGGAAAUUUGCAGCUGUAAGGAGCUGUAGGAUGGAAUUAUCUUCUUUCUUUUAUAAAGGAUGGUCCGGUGUAGCCUCCUCUAAGGUUAUCUUAAAGGAAGCAUUCAAUCUCUAAUUUAGAGAUUAGUGAUUGGAUUAGUUCUUAUCAUGGCUGCUGCUUGUUUACUUCCAAGUAAUUUCACAUUCUUUGGGAGGUUUCUGAGCUAAAUUGACUAUUCAAUCAGACCCUUGAGCCUUUAAAGAGCAACAUGAGAGGUAACAAGUCACCCUCUCAACUUUUACUAAAUAUAUCCAGGUUUUAGAUUGUAGAGGGCAAUCAUUUAACUCAGUCUCUUUCUUAUUUGAACCUGUGGACUGUAUCAGCACACAAUGCAUAGGUGACGAUCUUAAGAUUCACAUGUUUGCAAAACUUUAAUUUGAUGUUCAGCCAUGUAGCCCCUGGGGUUGUUUCAUUACUGGUGGUGGAGUUUUCAGUUAUGUAGCAUGAAAAAAAAAUGUAAAAAAUCCAACAAAAUACUUCAAUCAGUUCUGAGUUUUCAGGUUUUUUGGGAUGACUUUGAACAGAUUGUUGCUUUUGUGAGAAGAAGGCUGUGAAAUUCAUUUAGAUGAUCAUGUUAGAGGACGAUGAAAGGAUAUUUCUGGGUGCCGAUUAAAAACCUGGUGAGGGUUUUUAUGUAUAGUUGUCGUAAAUUUGAUCUGGGUUUUCUAAAUGUCUGAAUUAUUAACAUUAGCCCAUAUCACUUCUUUAACUUGGUUUAGACUGCAGACAAAUCUGAUUUGUUUUUCAAGCCUGAUCUUUACGAUAGAGCGGAUGAAGCUCCAUUACUUUUCAGGUAAUCAGACUAGAUAUGUGUCCAGACAACCUAUCAACAGAGUAUGAGUUACAGUGGUAACAAUAUGAGUAUCAGUAACCACGGACUGAUGCCCUUCUUAGCCACAUCUUUAGUCAGCUAGAUUGGAUCAGAUAAAAUAAUUGGAGAGACACGCCGCUGUGACUGGCCAUUUAUCUUAGUGUAUUUUAGGUCAGGCAGCAAAGCUGAGCCAAUCCUGCACCAACACUCUGCUGAUAUCCACAAUGAAUACUCCCCAGAUUUAAUCAACCUGUUCUAAAGGAUCAUAACUUUUACCCCACAUUGUUCCCCCCCUAACUUUCCAUAUCCAAGUGAGAUGAUACAGUAUGAAGUUUUUGUUUUGUUCUGUGAAUCUGUUUCCACAUUUAGGGGGAAUUUCACAAGUAUGAUUUCAGGUUUCCAUCUGAAGUUAAGCGGUCAGUGAAAUCCUGUGCACUCUGGUAAAACUCACCUUCACUGUGUUUGUGUGCUCAGUAUGGAAGCGUGUGUGCAUGAUGAUGCUUAGUUCAAGAUCUUUUUGGAUCAGAUGGAAGCAGAGUGAACAUUUUUACCAGGCAUGAGACCGAAGAGGAUGUGUAACCUAUGAUGAUGUAUUUUAAAAUGAGUAUUGUACAAAUGUAACGAAAAGAAUAUUGCAAAGAAUAAAAUCACCUAUACUCCUUUAGAAUGGAUACAUGACAAUGUAAACGCAAUAUCAUACUACUCUAUCCUAAGGAAUGCAACUGCGCACAUGCACAAGAAAAGAUGUUUUUAUGAAAAUAUAUGUAUAAAUAUAUGACAAAAUAUAUUUAAUUAGAAUGCUAUGCACCCUCAUAGAGUUGUUAUGGAUGUUCUUUAAGCAUUAUCUAGACUAGGCCAACACCCACAUCAUGGGGAAUGUAAAGGCUUUGUAGCUAUGACCAUUUGUUUUCUUUUCUUUUGUAUUGUCCUGGAGAGAGGAUAACAAACGUCACUAUGUAUACAAGCCUUUCGAUCAGAAUUGUUCUGACAUGAAGAUAUGUAUAGAUCAUCUAACCCUGUACACCAGCUCUAACCAUUUACAAGACUUAAUAAACAAAGAUGUGACAUAAA
Molecule: messenger RNA, 10723 nt
Organism: Melanotaenia boesemani (Boeseman's rainbowfish)
Lineage: Eukaryota; Metazoa; Chordata; Actinopteri; Atheriniformes; Melanotaeniidae
Gene: ank1b
Product: ankyrin 1, erythrocytic b
Exons: 43
Coding region: 1-5637 (1878 amino acids)
Biological process (GO): signal transduction
Molecular function (GO): protein binding
Source: RefSeq, a predicted model, not a curated record